UUACGAAUAUAUAUUGGAUCUAUUGGAUAUAUAAGUCGACAUAAACUUGUUUCAGUAGCAUUUAUUUACUCGUGUACGGCAUUUUUGUACGAUAACGAAGUGUUACAAACGCAUAUCAAUCAGGACUGGUGUCCUUGGCAUUGUGUUAUGUUCAUUUGCUUUAAUGUCGAUGCUCUCAAAAUCAGCUAUACAGUCACGGGUUAUGAAAGAAUAUCGAGAAGCCGUAUCUAAAGACAAACCAGAGAAGUCGCCAUACAGCAAUCCACUUUUCAUCGUUCUUGCUAUUUUGUGUGCAUUGCAGUGUACCUUCACCAUUUGCGUUAUUUCUGGAUUGACAUUUGGCUGGUUUAAAUUAGUUUAAAGUAAGAUGUGAUUCUAUGAUUCACCUGGCAGUCAUGCCCGUGCUAUUCUGUCAGUUGUAGGAGUGUAAUGCAAUUUACCAUCCUGAAGGCUUCUUUGCUUCAAGAUGAAGAUAAUUAGAAGCCGUUCUGGACGGUAUGAAGCUGCACGCUCUCAUCUUUUUAGCAGGUGUGUUUCUGACCCAUAGUGCCAGAGGCAAACCACAGGGCAACCAGCCGUUGGUGGCUCGCGGGUCGAACGUAUACGGCGCCGGCGCCGGCUUCAACCCGGGGCCGUUCCCAGCCGUGCCGCAGGACCAGCCGAGCCCGGCGUUCCGCCAGGGGCGAGUGGAGCAGCCGGGGCUGCGGCAGCCCCAGCGGCCGGCGCCCGUGGCCCCCGCCCCGGCCCCCGCUCCGGCCCCCGCCCGCUCUCCGGUACAGACGCCGCAGCAGGUGCCUGACAACGGCAUCAGCGAUGCUCUGCUGCCGCCGGCCGGCCAGCCGACUCCGCUGGAGGAGAUCGACCUACGGGUAACCGAUCUCACGACCGGCAACCGUCCGGUGGUGGGCACCAGCAACGGCGGCAGCGUGCCCGCCGCCGCGUUCCGCCAGCAGCCGCCGCAGGUGGUCGGCAGCUCGGGCGCCGCGCGGCUGCCCAGUCUGGACAAUGUGUUCGGCGGCGUGCCACCGUCACUGGAGUCACCCGGCGGCGGCGAGAUCGGCGUCGGCGUGCUGAACAGAAACCCGGAGACGGUGGUCGGCUUCGAGCGGAACAGCGCGCAGGCAGGCGGAGAGGAGGAGGCAGUGCCACAGGCCCUCACUGCCGGCUUCCAGCCGCCGAGCUACCAGAGCCAGCAGUCCGGCAACGGGGGACGUGGGUUCCCGCAGCAGCGGCAACAGCAGCAGCAGCAGUCCGACAGCAGCAGCGGAGGCGGCGGCCAGCAGCCGGGCUCGGGUGUGGCGCGAGGCGGUAACACGUACGGCGCCGGCAACGAGCGGGAGGCACCGAAGACGCGGGUUUCCGGCGACCUGGACAUCCAGCCGCAGCCGCCGCGCACCAAGGAGGAGGUGCUCUCGCAGGCGGCGCUGCCCGAUGAGGAGCCACCCAGCCAGCCGACGGCCGGCGUGCGCGCGCUGCCGCCGCCGCAGCAGGACGACCAGGGCGAGGGCCACCACAUGGGCGGCAUCGAGUGGCUGCCCGAGUCGAUCCCGGGCCAGCCGCUGAUCGACUACCCCGUGCUCGUCAGGAUCCCCGACUCGGGCUUCGACUGCGCCAACCAGGAGUACGACGGAUUCUUCGCUGACACUUCCGAGGAUGCCCGCUGCCAGGCCUUCUGGGUGUGCCACAACAAGCAGCAGGACGGUUUCCUGUGUCCGAACGGCACUCUCUUCAACCAGCGUUACUUCACGUGCGACUGGUGGUUCAACGUCCGCUGCGACGAGUCGCCCGACUACUACGAGCUCAACAAGAACAUCGGCGUGGUGGGCACGCGCAUCGACACCCUGCCGGCCGGCGUGGUGGCCGCCGAGUCCAAAGUGCACCCCGUGUUCACGUUGUUGAGUGAGAUGCUGCACUAUCCUCGGGUUCCUCCUGUUCCACCUCACAACACGCUGAGAAAGAAUUCCUCCAGUCCUUCCCGACCAGUCAAGCCUGCCGAAGAUUUUAAAACUUCGGUGAAAAUCAUGGAAAACUUACAGGAUCGUCAGGCUGCAAAACCUCAGCCUUUGGGUGUAGAUAACUCAAAGUUGGCCCGGUCGAAUUCACCUUGGUCUGUCGGCAUGCUACCCCAGUUUAACAUGAAGUUUCGCGACCGGGCUGUCAACUGGCGCUCAGGUGCCGCCGCUGGGAGAGGUGCCAGGUCCUUGCGCCGUCGGAGGCACCGCAAACGCUCCAAGAGACACAAAUCUAGAGCGGCGCCGGACCCGCCUCCGGCCGCGCAGAAUCCAGGUGCGCCCUCCCAGCCGGCCCAGUCCACUGGUCAGAGUGCUCAGUCUGGCACGCCAGAACCGUACAUUGAGACCGUCCAGAAGAUCGACCUGCCCAUGACUGCGUCCGGUACUCCGAAACUGAUGGACGAUGUGACCGUGAUGGAGAAGCAGGGAAACAUCACGCUGUCCCAGUCGGAAAAGCAGAUACCGCUAAACCUAGCUGCCAUGCCCAAAGCAGGGGCUGGGGCGCCGGCGCCGGCGGGGCAGGCCACGGCAAACCAGGCUGCUGGUGGGCCCGCUGCCGCUCCGCAGCCCGCUCCGCCCACGACGCCCCCGCAGCCGCCGCCGGCUGCGCCCGGACCGGCCCCCGGUCAGCAGCCUCCGGCACAGGGCCAGUACCCGCCGCAGGGAUACCCUGCGCCCGGGCAGGCGCCUCCUCCUCCCGUGCCGCCUCAGAGCCAGCCGGCUCCGGCGGGCGCGCCGCCGCCGGGCAGUCCUCCGGUACCGCCACAAGGCCCCCAGCAGCCUCAGGUACCAGCCACGGCGGCGCCUCAGCAGCAGUGGCAGCCGCCGGCCGGCCAGCCGCCGCAGAUGAACCCCGCGCAGGGUCCGGUCCAGCCUCAGGACCAGCCGCCGCCUCCGCAGGCCGCCGCUGCCGCCGGUCCCGGCCAGACACAGACGUCCCCCAACGGAGACAUCGUGGUCGAUGAAGAUGUCAAGGUCGAUGAAGGUGAUAACAAGCCUCCAGUGGAGAAAAAGCUUCAUUUUCCACCUGAUUCCAGCACUGCCCAAUCGGGAAAUCAAAACCAAUCGCCCUCCAGUUCAGGUAACAAUAGUAAUAAUGGAACAGAUGGUGAUGGAGUAUCUAUUGAUGAAGAUAUUAAGGUAGACGAGGAGAACUCGGCUCAUCCUGCGGAAGAGGAGCUGCGAUAUCCUCCCGGUGGAAAGCCAACUUUGGUGGAGGGUGCUGACCACGGUGCAGCCUCCCAUUCCGGCACGACCUCACCCCCAAAUGACUCACAAAAUCCAGCUAAUGUUAGAGAUCCUUCGGCGUUGCAUCAUGAUAUGCCAUCAGAAAAUGCCACACCAGAUGAUACUAGCAAAACAAAAGCCCCACCCACGGACGGAAAAGAGCAGAUUGGUGACAAAAUUCAAAUCACCUCUGAAACCGUCAGCAAGGUAGUUCAAAAUCCCAAAGCGCAGCCAGUUCGGGAUCCUUCGGGCUUGCAGCCGCCUAAGUCAGAUUCAGUGCCUAGCAUGCCACAAAAGAAGACUGAUCAAAAGAGAGAAAGUAUUCGCUCAAAGAAACGAACAAAGGAUUUCCCAAGAGAUUUGAGCAGCGCUAGCCGCAGUGGAGGAAAGCACUACCCUGAAGUGCGAAUAAUAGGAAACAUGGAGCCACUACCGAAGGCUGGAUUAGAUUCAGCCGUUUCCAAAACUGUAAACGCUGUUGAUGAAACAUUAAGCCUUCAGCCGGUUACAUCAGGACAUAGUCGUACAUUUGAUGCAGGAACAUUUUAUCUCUCACCACAAAGCAAAAAUAACUAUCAUGAAGGAUCAUCGAAAAUUUCGCCGAACAAUCCGAUCGGAGUUAAUUUGAAAAUAUUUGUAGAUCAGAAGCCAGUGACGGUGGUGAACAGGAGUGCGUCGAACUAUCCUGCCGCCAGUGGCUAUCCUGUAGCGAGUGGUUAUCCUGCAGCCGGUGGCUACCCAGCGUUCAGCGGCUAUCCUGCAUUCAGCGGCUAUCCCGCAGCCAGCUACCCUGUGGCCGGCUAUCCUGCACAGUAUUCCGCGCCUGUGAAAAGCCGUCGAAUGAUCGAGGCUGAACAGCCAGAGAGCGUGGUAGACGCCUACGACUACGACAUCAACGAGCUCCCUUCUUGGAUGCAGAAGGUAGCCGCCGUCAAGCGUAGCGUCAGCUCCCAACACUCGUCUGCCGAUGUAUCCUCGCACGAGCUUCUGGGCCAGGGAGCGGCCGCGGAGACCGCUGGAGACCCCCUGCAGACGGCCUCACGUCCCGUUCGGAAGGCCGUCCAUGUGCCUGACCCUCAAUCAGCCGAUGUUAAACGAGCACUGGCUGCACCUCGCGUCCAGAAGAUAUUUCAGAGUGCCCGAGAGGAGCUGAUGAAGCUGCUCGGGGGUCCGCAGGAGACCCUGGACUCUGAGAUAGACACACUGCUCGGAAAGCCGCAGUCUGACAAAGAUAAACGAGAAAACGAUAUGAAGCUGCGGCUCGAUUCGAGCAGCCUCACCUCGUAUCCUGAGCUGGGCCUCGACCCGCUCUGAAUGAUCGCCGUGAUCCCAUGUUCUGCAUGAUCUGUAUCAAUUGUAUUCUGCAUGCAUUGCCAUUAUCCAGCGAACAUGCUACCAUCCUUGCUCCUUUCCUCUUCCCGGCCUGCCAGUGCAAGCUCUCAGUAGGGGAACGCUUAGAGCCUUAUAACCUAGCGUCAGUGUCUCACGUGUUUGUUGAGGUCUUUGUUAUUGAUCACUGAUGUUACGACUGACAAUUUUGUCUGCUGACAUACUCAGACUUCUUGAUGCAUGCGUCAAUUGUGUUGUUGAAUAAAGCAUUAUAAUGUU
This is a messenger RNA of Amphibalanus amphitrite, 4847 nucleotides long. RefSeq names its product nascent polypeptide-associated complex subunit alpha, muscle-specific form-like. Gene Ontology annotation, molecular function: chitin binding. Gene Ontology annotation, cellular component: extracellular region. The record is from RefSeq and is a predicted model, not a curated record. Bases 498 to 4553 code for a protein of 1351 amino acids. The transcript has 5 exons. Lineage: Eukaryota; Metazoa; Arthropoda; Thecostraca; Balanomorpha; Balanidae.